Molecule: messenger RNA, 879 nt
Organism: Porites evermanni
Lineage: Eukaryota; Metazoa; Cnidaria; Anthozoa; Scleractinia; Poritidae
Source: the annotation of a GenBank genome assembly
AUGCAGGUCAGUGAAGGAUUGUACUCGAAACUUGUCGCUACCUGCAUUUUCAACGCUUUCUUGUCUUACACCGCCAUCGUGUUGAACAUCUUAACAAUACAAGCGCUAAGAAGAACUUCUUCGUUGCCGACCCCCUUAAAAACGUUGCUUUUGAGUCUAACUGUUUCUGAUUUUGGAGUUGGUCUACUUGUCCAACCUUUGUACGCUGCAAUUCUUGUGAUGCAAAUAGAAGAAAAUACUGAAAACUAUUUAUAUUAUGCUUUACGGAUUACACACAGCAUCCAGGGCAAUUUACUUGCCUUUGCUUCGUUCUUUGGUGUUGUAGCUUUGACUGUUGACAGAUUCUUGGCGAUUCAUUUUCAUCUCAGAUACCAAGAACUUGUGACUCAGAAGCGUGUUGUUGCUGUAGUCUUCUUAUUGUGGAUGUUAAGUGCAUUUCUGUCCAUACCUAUGUCGAACUGGAUUCCAGAAAAGGUUUUAUACGGUACGUAUGCAACGAUCGACGCUUUUUGUAUCAUAACUUCAGGAUUGCUUUACUGCAAAAUAUACGCAGCCGUACGACGCCACACAAAUCAAAUUCACGCCCAACGAGUAGCAGGGAACAGAGACAUGGCAAAUGCAGCAAGGUUAAGAAAAACUGCAGUUAGUACAUUCUACGUGUAUGUGGUAUUUUUAGCUUGUUACGUGCCAGUAUUUUGUCUCUCUUUUGCCACUUUGAUCGGUGGUUUAACUGCAGUACCAUUUGAUAUGUGGUACUGUGUCUUCACACUAAUGUACCUCAAUUCAUCCCUUAAUCCUCUGAUCUACAGCUGGAAGAUAAGAGGCAUUCGUCAAGCUGUUGUGGGCAUACUUCGAAACACCUUGCCUAGUCUUCACUAA